AUGUCAGCCAUGGAUAUUGAUUCAGACGUCUCCACAGUCUUGGCCACGAUAAGACUGGAGCUCGACCAAUCUGAACUCGUUAGCAUCUUUUACCGUUUGGAAGAUUACUAUGAACGUAAAUUAUGGCACCAACUCACACAAGUGCUAGACGAAUUGUACUUUGAAAACCCUGAAUUUAUCACAUUUGAAUUAAAGAACAAAGUCUACUCGUUAUUUAUUAGCCAAUUCCAAACUAAACUCAACCCUAUAAAGAUUAUCGAUUUCCUUUUGGAGAGUUAUGAACCCAACGAGAUUUUGACUAGAUUACAGGACUUGAGAGCGCAGUUUGUUAACAGUUUGCAAAAAGAGCACAACUUUAAAGAUGCACAGGAUCCAGAGUUUUUGAAAAUUGUUCAAGACGACGAGGCAUUGAUAUAUGUCGAUUUACAAAUUGCUCGAUAUGAUUUGAUUUUGAAAAAAAUUGAUGAGGCUGAACAAAUCUUGAAACAAUUGGAAAAGGCAAAGUUUCAAGAAUUGAACAAUGACUUGAACCCCAGAAUCAAUGCCGCAUACUACUUGGCCAAAUGCGAGUUGUACAAGCUCCAGGAGAAUUAUAAUGAAUUUUACAAGAAUGGUUUAUUGUAUCUCUCGUCAACUACAUCGUUAAAUGACAAGGAAGAGAAGGUGAAAUUGUGCUACGAAUUGUGCAUUGCCGCCUUGUUAGGUGACUCUGUAUACAAUUUUGGUGAAUUGAUCUUGCAUGAUAUACUCAAAGUUAUUGCAACACCCGACCUGCAAUAUAAUUGGUUGUAUCAUCUUGUGCAGAACUUGAACUCGGGGAAUUUGCAGGAAUUCAACAAAUGGCUUACAGUGGCAUUUGAAAAGUCGCCUUUUUUGAAACACCAAGAACAAUUUUUGAACCAAAAGAUUAGAAUCAUGGCCUUGCUUGAGUUGAUCUCAGUAAAGUCAUCAUCGAGUGCAAUGGACAAAACAUUGACAUUUGAUGAGAUUUGCAAAUUCACAGGCACGAAUAAAAAGGAUGUCGAGUUAUUGAUGAUCAAAUGUUUCUCAUUGAAAUUGAUUAGGGGAUACAUAGACCAAGUAGAGGAAACCUUAACGGUGACCUGGUUGCAACCUAGAAUUUUGAACUUGGACCAAGUAAAGACAUUAUACAACCAUUUGACGCAAUGGGACAAGAGAGUCGAUCUGUUGGCCAAGACCGUUUAUGAAAGUGGUGGCACCAUUUGGGCAGGCGUGUAA
Molecule: messenger RNA, 1239 nt
Organism: Lodderomyces elongisporus
Lineage: Eukaryota; Fungi; Ascomycota; Pichiomycetes; Serinales; Debaryomycetaceae
Gene: RPN9
Product: proteasome regulatory particle lid subunit
Exons: 1
Coding region: 1-1239 (412 amino acids)
Biological process (GO): ubiquitin-dependent protein catabolic process
Cellular component (GO): proteasome regulatory particle, lid subcomplex; nucleus; cytosol
Molecular function (GO): structural molecule activity
Source: RefSeq, a predicted model, not a curated record